GAGCCGUCGCUUUCGCUCGGCAGUGGAAGACACUUCUUCCUCGCCGCUUCUGCCUUUUGAUCCGGUCGCAUCCAACGCGCGCGACCUGGUGAACCAGGACGCACCCUCUCCACCGUCCCACGAUUCCUUUCUUCUCCGUCUCCGCGUAGCAAUCAGAGAAAGAGAUCGAUCGGCCGCAGGAGGGAGCAGCGACAGCAGCAGAGAGAUCGCCGGCCGAGAGAGGAAGGAAACAAGAGAUGGACGAGAUCAUGAACAAGGUGGGCGCUUACUGGCUGGGGCAGAGGGCCAACAAGGAGAUCUCCUCGGCCGGCGACGACCUUGAAUCGCUGUCGACCAGCGUCGGGGACGGGGCGAAAUGGCUGGUGAACAAGCUGAAAGGCAAGAUGCAGAAGCCGCUGGCGGAGCUGCUCAAGGAGCACGGCCUCCCCGUGGGCCUGUUCCCGCGGGAGGCGACCAACUACGAGUUGUCGCCGGAGACGCGGCGCCUGACGGUGUACAUCCCGUCCCCGUGCGAGGUCGGGUACCGCGACGGCUCCGAGCUGCGGUUCGACGCCACGGUGUCCGGCACGCUGGGCGAGGGCCGCCUCACGGAGGUGGAGGGGAUCAAGACCAAGGUGCUCGUCUGGGCCAGGGUCACCGCCGUCAAGGCCGACGCCGCCAAGGUCCACUUCACCGCCGGGAUCAAGAGGUCGCGCAGCAGGGAAGCCUACGAGGUCGUCAGGGGCGGCAUCACCGUCGACGAGUUCUAGCUUUUAUUUUGCCAUCGCGGCUCGGAUCGGAUGGAUAUGGAUGGACGAGCUUCAUCUUUGCUUGCUGCACGCUGAGAUGGUUGCUUGCAGGAAUAAAUUCUACAUUCAUUAGCUAGCUGAGAGAUUUGCGUGCCCUGUAAUCGUGUGUUUUGUGCUUCGCUGUGAGUAUUUAAUUUAACACCUGGAAGGAUUCAGAACGUGUUCCCAUUACAUAUAGUAUCAUGCAUAUGUCUCGUGUCUGUCA
Messenger RNA from Sorghum bicolor (sorghum), 993 nucleotides. RefSeq lists its product as uncharacterized. The coding region runs from base 237 to 749 and encodes 170 amino acids. The record is from RefSeq and is a predicted model, not a curated record. Lineage: Eukaryota; Viridiplantae; Streptophyta; Magnoliopsida; Poales; Poaceae. The transcript is spliced from 2 exons.